AUGGCAGAUACAUCAAACCUCCUCAACUCCAAUGAUACCCAAACUCAUCCUCUCCUCGAAAAAAUUGUCAAAACCUUCGACGAGAUAAUUGAACGGUUUAUAGGAAAUUUCGGUUGGGCUCAGUUGCUGCAAGUCAUAGUUGUAUCUUUUGCAUGGGUGUUUGAAGCGCAACAAACUUUCAUAAGUGUGUUCGCAGAUGCAGAACCAACAUGGCACUGCAUAGAUCCUUACAUCGAAUCAUGCAACUCAACUAUGGCCUCCAACUUGUGUAAAUUGCCUCGAAAUGCAUGGACAUGGAAUGAGCCAAUCCAAACAUCAACAGUCUCGGAAUGGGACCUAUCUUGUUUGGGUCCUGUUAUCGCAGGUUUACCAACUUCAUCUUUCUUCUCCGGUUGUCUACUGGGUGGACUCUUUCUUUCUACACUAGCCGACUCGUCUCUCGGUAGGAAAAACUUAUUGGUUAUUUCAUGUCUUAUGAUGUCUUCAUCAACUUUCUUAACAGCGUUUUCACCUAAUAUUUGGAUCUACUCAAUUUUAAGAUUCAUAACCGGGUUUGGCCGGGCAACAAUCUCCACUUGCUCACUUGUUCUAUCAACAGAAAUCGUUGGAAAAAGUCGCCGCGGUAAGGUGGGUAUUAUUGGAUUCAUUUGUUUCACUCUUGGUUUCUUAUCAUUACCAGCCAUGGCUUAUUUCAUGAGAGGGUCUUCUUGGAGAAUGCUCUACAUUUUAACUUCAAUCCCAACAUUGCUAUAUUCUGUAAUAGUUCAUUUCAUGAUUUACGAAUCACCAAGGUGGUUAAUGGUGCAAGGAAGAAAAGAAGAAGCCAUUAAUACUUUGAAGAGUAUUGCUUCUCCUGAUUCUUAUGGAACUGAUAAGAAUCUAUUGAACAUAAGUUUAUCCGGUAUAGAUAUAUCAAUAAACCCAGAACAAAGCAAUACAGAUUUGUAUUCCUCAAUCAAAAUGUUAUGGGAUAAAAAAUGGGCUUUUAGAAGACUAUCGGCCGCAAUGCUAGUUUCUUUUGGAGUCGGAAUGAUGUACUACGGGAUCCCAUUAGGCGUUGGGAGUUUGGCUUCAAGUAUUUAUUUAAGUGCUACGUUAAAUGCAUUAUCCGAGCUGCCAUCAUCGUUGAUCACCUAUUUCUUAAUAGGAAGAUUGAGAAGGAGAAGUUCAAUGUUGUUUUUCACAAUGUUGAGUGGUGGUUGUAGCAUCAUGUGUGUGGUUAUCCAGGAGGGACAACAAGGAUUGAGAAUCGGUAUUGAAUUAGUAUCAUUCUUUAGCGUGUGUACGGCGUUUAACGUGUUAUUGAUAUACACAUUAGAACUAUUUCCAACUUCCGUGAGGAGUUCAGCCUUGUCAAUGGUGAAACAAGCUCUGGUUUUUGGUGGUAUUCUUAGCCCAAUUUUUAUUGCAGCUGAAAGAGGAGUUGACGAUAAUGGAUUCUUAUCAUACGGAGUAUUUGGGUUAGUGAUUUUGGGUUGUGGGUUGUUUAUCCUUUGUUUGCCAGAGACAAGAGGUGAGAUCAUUUGUGACACCAUGGAUGAUGAAGAAGAAAAGGCUAAUAAUAUAAUUGUUAAGGCAUUUGACAAGAAGAUAUUGGUACCUUACAUGUAA
Molecule: messenger RNA, 1611 nt
Organism: Papaver somniferum (opium poppy)
Lineage: Eukaryota; Viridiplantae; Streptophyta; Magnoliopsida; Ranunculales; Papaveraceae
Product: organic cation/carnitine transporter 3-like
Exons: 1
Coding region: 1-1611 (536 amino acids)
Biological process (GO): transmembrane transport
Cellular component (GO): membrane
Molecular function (GO): transmembrane transporter activity
Source: RefSeq, a predicted model, not a curated record